This is a messenger RNA of Sorghum bicolor (sorghum), 2252 nucleotides long. Its product is annotated as serine/threonine-protein kinase AtPK2/AtPK19-like. The coding region runs from base 594 to 2054 and encodes 486 amino acids. Gene Ontology annotation, biological process: protein phosphorylation. The record is from RefSeq and is a predicted model, not a curated record. Gene Ontology annotation, molecular function: protein serine/threonine kinase activity; ATP binding. NCBI's taxonomy places the organism in Eukaryota, Viridiplantae, Streptophyta, Magnoliopsida, Poales, Poaceae. The transcript is spliced from 7 exons.
CCAAUCCAAUAUCGCCACGCGUCCCCUCCCGCCCUCGGCCUCGGAGCCCCGCGUCCCCCGCGUCGCCCCCGCGCCGCUGCUAGUAUAAUAGCCCCCCUCGCCGCGCAACCGCACGAGCUCGCCCGAGCAAACCGCCGCCGCUGCCCGCCGUUCCCCUUCGUCGCUCGUCCCCUCCACAAAGGUAUGUUGUGGUCUCGGCUCCUCAAUCCAGUCCGUCGUCUUCUCCCUCCUCCCUCCGCCGCGGUUUCCUUCCCCGCUCCGUCAGCCCAUAGAAAAGUUGAUCUCAUGAAUUCAGGAAGAACAGUGGCAUCCAACGUUUCCUGUUCAGCGGGAAACAGCGGCAGCUUCCCUCCCUGCCUCCUUCCAGGAUUUCUUGGGUUCCCAGUUAUUUUCGUAAAUUUCCACUUGUUCAAGGCCAUUGUUCGCAGCCCUGCAUCUUCUGUUAUCUUGGGAAUCUGUGGAGGGAGCCUUCCUUAGACCGCUGCCCUACAAGGCAUUAUUUCUGGUCUGGGAAUUGGCUGUGUGGAGCUGCCUAGCUAAAUUGUGGCCCAAGACUUCCUAGUCAUCUUGUUGAAUCUCAUAGGUUCUCGAAGAUGGUUUCCUCUGAGAUAACCUCUGUUACAGCAGUGCGUGCACAGGGCCCCAAGCUUUUUCGAGGGAAGAUCCUUCUGCCAGGGGGGCCUCCAGAUGUUGUCCCUUCUGAAAAUGUUGAGUUCGAUUUUUCUGAUGUUUUUGGGCCUAGUGCAGUCCAGACUCACACAGAAGUGAGUAUUCUCACUCCUGACAGUCCAGCACCUGUGGCUGAGUCCAACGAUGAGGUUUACGAUGACCCUGAUGUCAUUGUCAAACGAUCUCAUUCUCUUGUUGGUCCAUCAUCUCUUGUUAGUCAGUCUUUGCCAUUUAGCAAGCUUACACUGCACAAAACAGAGAGUUCAUUGGAUCUUUCAGAGUGCCCUUACAAAGAAAAGCAAAUCAACCAAGGGUCCCUUAGUGAUGAUGAGUUUGAUGAUGUAAAAAAGGAGAAUGAAGGUGUUGGACUAGAUGACUUCGAAGUUUUGAAGCUCGUUGGCCAAGGGGCAUUUGGCAAAGUAUAUCAGGUGAGAAAGAAAGGUACUUCUGAAAUAUAUGCAAUGAAAGUUAUGAGGAAGGACAAGGUUGUGGAGAAGAAUCAUGCUGAGUACAUGAAAGCUGAGAGAGAUAUACUGACAAAAGUUGACCAUCCUUUUGUUGUGCAGCUGAGGUACUCCUUUCAGACAAAGUACCGACUUUACCUUGUCCUGGACUUCAUAAAUGGGGGCCAUCUCUUCUUCCAGCUUUACCACCAGGGUUUAUUUAGGGAGGAGCUUGCAUGCAUCUACACUGCUGAAAUUGUAUCUGCCGUAGCCCACCUCCAUGCCAAUGGUAUUAUGCAUAGAGAUUUGAAGCCUGAGAACAUCUUACUGGAUGCUGAUGGUCAUGCUAUGCUGACUGACUUUGGUGUGGCAAAAGAAUUUGAUGAAAACACUAGAUCAAACUCAAUGUGUGGUACUGUUGAGUACAUGGCCCCAGAAAUUGUUCAGGGCCGAGGUCAUGAUAAGGCUGCAGACUGGUGGAGUGUGGGAAUCCUUCUUUUUGAAAUGCUUACGGGAAAGCCACCGUUUAUUGGUGGAAACAGAGACAAGAUUCAACAGAAGAUAGUAAAGGAGAAGAUAAAGCUGCCGACAUAUUUAUCUAGUGAAGUUCACUCUCUGUUGAAAGGAUUACUGCACAAAGAAGCUGGCAGACGGCUGGGGAGUGGACCAGGUGGCAGUGAUGAAAUUAAGAACCACAAGUGGUUCAAGUCUGUAAACUGGAAGAGGCUGGAGGCCCGGCAGAUCCAGCCAAGCUUCCGGCCGAAUGUUGCUGGCAAGACCUGCAUUGCAAAUUUCGACGAGUGCUGGACGAAUAUGCCCGUGCUUGACUCUCCAGUGGCCAGCCCUGUUGCAGCCAACAGCAACUUUGUGGGGUUCAGUUAUGUGAGGCCCGCACCGUUCCUCCAAAAGCCGAGUCCCCUUGCUGAAGAACGACUCCCGUAAUCUGAGACCUACCCCGGAGUUCAAAUAUUUAUCUGAGUCCGAACCCUAUGUAUUUCUUCAAGACAUUAGUGAUGGAAAUCUAACCUUAUAUUGUUGUUGCUUGAGAACUACAGUUUGGCUAGUGCAAUGUGUAAUAUUGCCAAAACUUCUUAUUGAAGCGCCAUAAUUAUCCUCUUAAUGAGUAUUUAUUUUUGUUUA